Closterium sp. Naga37s-1 is the source of this 660-nucleotide messenger RNA. The record is from the annotation of a GenBank genome assembly. NCBI's taxonomy places the organism in Eukaryota, Viridiplantae, Streptophyta, Zygnematophyceae, Desmidiales, Closteriaceae.
AUGGGUAUGCACUUUCCAGCUCGGGUUAAAUUGUCGCGUGAGGUUUUUCUCAGCAUCUGGAAUUCCAACUUGUCAUUUUUCAGCAAGGAAGGGUCCACCUCAUACUUGUUGUCCGUUUCAGGAAUGGGCUUUGGUGGUGGUGGUGGCUCCCCCCGCACACGCGUCUUCUUCUUUUUGGACGGAGUUAUGCUCCCGCGGGCAUUCCGCCCGUCCGUUCUUUUCCCACGGGCGUUUCGCAUCUUCACCACGCUUCUCCCCCCCCCCCCUUCCUCCCCCUUCCCCCUCGCUUCCUCCUCCUUCGGGCCAUUCAGCCCUCCUCCCCCUUCCCCCUCGCCUCCUCCUCCUAAGGGCCAUUCAGCCCUCCUCCCCCCCCCCCCUCCCUUCCCCCUCUCCUCCUCCUCUCCCUCUCCCCCCCCCUCUGCAGCAGCAGCAGCAGCCGAACCAGCAGCAGCGGCAGCAUCAGCCACAGCAGCAGUAGAAGCAGCUGCAACCUCCCUUCCCCCUCUCCCUCCUCCUCUCCCUCUCCCCCCCCCUCAGCAGCAGCAGCAGCCGAACCAGCAGCAGCAGCAGUGGCAGCAUCAGCCGCAGCAGCAGCAGCAGCAGCAGCUGCACCCUCCCUCCCCCCUCUCCCUCCUCCUCUUCCUCUCCCCCCCCCCUUAG